Molecule: messenger RNA, 1884 nt
Organism: Rhea pennata
Lineage: Eukaryota; Metazoa; Chordata; Aves; Rheiformes; Rheidae
Gene: HAND2
Product: heart and neural crest derivatives expressed 2
Exons: 2
Coding region: 515-1168 (217 amino acids)
Biological process (GO): heart development; regulation of transcription by RNA polymerase II
Molecular function (GO): protein dimerization activity; DNA-binding transcription factor activity, RNA polymerase II-specific; RNA polymerase II transcription regulatory region sequence-specific DNA binding
Source: RefSeq, a predicted model, not a curated record
GCGCCGCCGCCGCCGGCCGCCCGCCGCCUGCCCGCCAGCCCGGUCCGAGCGCCCGCGAGCCGGGGGCGGAUGGAGGGGGGCCGCGUGUAAGUACCACCCGGCCGGGCCGCGGCGGACUUGGCGAGAGCGGAGGGAAGCAAGAGGCGAGGAAGAUCCCGGGCUGGGAAGCCAAGCCAUUUUGUUUGGUCGACUUCUCUCCGUAGCAUUUUUUUUUUUUUUUUUUUUUUUUUUUGGUGUGUGUGCGCGCUUCCUCGAAGACCCAGCCCCGGGCGAGGAGGAGGAGGAGGUGGAGGCACAACGCAUGAGCGGCGGCGGCGGCGCCUGGGGAGGGGGGAUCGCUCGGGCACCCGCGGGGACUGUGCAGCAGCGCCCUAUGGAGAGGCGGCGGGCGGCGGGGCAGUGCUGAGGGCUGCGCGGCGCGGCGCGGAGCGUCUGCCGCCGGCGCGGCGGGGGCGGGCGCGGAGGGGAAGCCUUUGUUUUGGGGCCCCGGGGGGCGGGGUGGGGCGCGCUAGGGAUGAGUUUAGUGGGCGGCUUCCCCCACCACCCGGUGGUGCACCAUGAGGGCUACCCCUUCGCCGCCGCCGCCGCUGCCGCCGCCGCCGCCGCCACCCGCUGCGGCCACGAGGAGAACCCCUACUUCCACGGCUGGCUCAUCAGCAGCCACCCGGAGAUGUCCCCCCCCGACUACAGCAUGGCUCUGUCCUACAGCCCCGAGUACGCCAACGGGGCGCCGGGCAUGGACCACUCCCAUUACGGGGGGGUGCCGCCCGGGAGCGGCCCGCCCGGGCUCGGGGGGCCCCGGCCGGUGAAGCGCCGGGGCACGGCGAACCGCAAGGAGCGGCGCAGGACUCAGAGCAUCAACAGCGCCUUCGCGGAGCUGCGCGAGUGCAUCCCCAACGUGCCCGCCGACACCAAGCUCUCCAAGAUCAAAACCCUCCGCCUGGCCACGAGCUACAUCGCCUACCUCAUGGACCUGCUAGCGAAAGACGACCAGAACGGGGAGGCGGAGGCCUUCAAGGCAGAGAUCAAGAAGACAGACGUGAAGGAGGAGAAGAGGAAGAAAGAGCUGAAUGAAAUCUUGAAAAGCACAGUUAGCAGCAACGAUAAGAAAACCAAAGGGAGGACUGGCUGGCCGCAGCAUGUCUGGGCUUUGGAGCUCAAGCAGUGAGCACGGCAGGACUGGAGGAGCCGUCCUCUUGGUCUCGGUAGUGAGCUCUCCUCUGAGGACUCUUUGUAUUUGGAAUCGUCCAGUUUAUUUAUGUGCAAUUUCUCCCCCAACCCCCCAAAAUGUGGAUAUUUGAAGGAGAGGGAAAAAAAGCAUUCCAUAUUUGAAUAUGAAGAGGAAACUCCAGCUUGGUAAGGGGUAAUGUCGUCUCUAAUAGUUUCGUGAAUGUUAUUUGCUCUGUAUAAAACACACGGGGAAAAAAAAGAACUAUAGAAAAGGGGGGGGGAAACCCUCCCUGGCAUUGGUGUGUAUGUGAAGUGUAUCUUUAAUACUUGGCCUUUUGGAUAUAAAUAUUCAUGGGAUUAUAAAGUUAUAUUUCAACAGAAGCAGUUGCACCAUGUUUCAGUUGACUCGGUAUUUAGUGUUGUAAUUUUCUUGUGGUCGUUCAGUAUUUGAAGAUGUUUUCAACAGUUAUUGGUUAUGUGCACUUCUGUCCGUAAGGGAAAAAGUGGAAUCUAAUUAAUAUUGAAGGUGUAAACGUUGUAAGUACUCAAUAAACCACUGUGUGUGUUUUUUUACAAAAAAAAAAAAGAGAAAAAGGAAAAAAAAAAGAGAACCCAAAUCUUUUUAUGUUUUAUACCUCAAUGUUUUGAAUAACAGCGUUGUUUAUGGCUUUUUUCAUAAUAUUUAAAAUAUUCGGAAGUAAACUAAAUUAUAAA